This is a messenger RNA of Suillus subalutaceus, 1247 nucleotides long. RefSeq lists its product as uncharacterized. The transcript is spliced from 9 exons. The coding region runs from base 154 to 939 and encodes 261 amino acids. Lineage: Eukaryota; Fungi; Basidiomycota; Agaricomycetes; Boletales; Suillaceae. The record is from RefSeq and is a predicted model, not a curated record.
GUGAUCUCCGGAUCUGGGUGACGGCAUACCCUGACUCAGUCGGCGAGGGCCUCGGCGAGAUCCUUCGAAGCUGAUAUGUUUGAUUUGAUGCGGCACUCCGUGGAUAACCCACGAUGUUCACAGUCGCUAGCAAAUGUCUAUGGCGCUUGAACAAUGGCGAAAUUACGCGAAUCGUACCUUGUGGUAUGUACUAAUCACGUACCGUGGAUGCUUCUAGUUCGAAGAAAUUUAGGUUCUUCCAAUAUUUUCGCGUCACAAAUGGUAAACCGUGGUCGCCAUGAUGUUUUUUUAUUCGGACCGCAGGUAAUAAUUUACACAUUCUCGAUGCUAGGUAUAAAAACAGUCACCAUUGGCCUCCAUUUUUCAUUCGCUCUUUACCCUCAAUUCCAACUGUUUACCUUCCCCCUCCUCCUAUCCACAAUGCAGCUCUCUCUCUUCGCAUCCCUUGCUGUUCUCUGCAGCAGUGCUUUCGCUGCUCCUCUGUCGGGUCGCGACGAUCUGAUUGAUGUCGCUGCUAUUGUGGACAACGUCUUGAACGACGCAGAUAUCAAUGUCCUCACCAAGCGGGACGAUCUGAUCGACGUUGCUGCUAUUGUGGACUACGUGGCGGACGACGCAACGAUCAAUGUCCUCACGCGCGGUGGUAUUCUUGAUGUCUCUGCUGUUGUCGAGGACGUCUUGAACGACGCAGAUAUCAAUGUCCUCACCAAGCGGGACGAUUUGGUCGGCGUUGAGGCCUAUGUUGAGAAUGACCUCAACAACCUCGAUGUCAAUGUUCUGACUAAGCGCGACGAUUUGAUCGGCGUUGAGGCCUAUGUUGAGGACGUACUCAACAACCUUGAUGUCAAUGUUCUGACAAAGCGGGAUGAUUUGAUCGGCGUCGAGGCCUAUGUUGAGGACGUUCUCAACAACCUCGAUGUCAACGUUCUUACCAAGUAAAUCUCUGCACGACAUGUCCUCUGGUCCUCGAUACUUGCAUCUGCUCCAUAGUAUACCCAUCAGGAAGUAAAUUACCGUUCUACGGGCUUCUUGUGACUAGAUAGCCAAUAAUCAUUCAUUGCGAUGGCCAUGCGUUUAGCAUUAGUAUCAUGACUGUUCGUGCUCCAGAAUAAUAUGAUCGCAUGUAUUGCUGAUACAUGCGGAGUGGUGCGACCGUGCAACUUUACCUCCUGAAAUGCAGAAGUUAACGAUAUUGCGCAAUAAUAGUGGAUUGAACAUGCCUCAUGGUUCUACAGUGUGACGUGUGG